Messenger RNA from Zingiber officinale, 1046 nucleotides. RefSeq names its product triosephosphate isomerase, cytosolic. The transcript is spliced from 9 exons. Gene Ontology annotation, molecular function: triose-phosphate isomerase activity. Lineage: Eukaryota; Viridiplantae; Streptophyta; Magnoliopsida; Zingiberales; Zingiberaceae. The record is from RefSeq and is a predicted model, not a curated record. Gene Ontology annotation, cellular component: cytosol. Bases 97 to 849 code for a protein of 250 amino acids. Gene Ontology annotation, biological process: glycolytic process; gluconeogenesis; glycerol catabolic process.
UCGGUUUUGCCCUUUAUAGAUCAGCAUUCGCUGUGAGCGCGAGUGUUGACAAAUAUCUCGAUUAGGUUUCAUCGUCAAAGCUUCUGGUUGCGGAAAAUGGCCCGGAAGUUCUUCGUCGGCGGCAACUGGAAAUGCAAUGGGACGGGUGAGGAAGUGACAAAACUUGUCACCACACUGAACGAUGGCAAAGUUACAUCACCUGAUGCUGUUGAGGUUGUGGUCAGCCCACCAUUUGUAUUUCUUCCUCUUGUGAAAAGUUCAUUGCGAUCUGAUUUUCAUGUUGCGGCACAAAAUUGUUGGGUGAAGAAAGGUGGUGCUUACACUGGUGAGAUCAGUGCUGAGAUGCUUGUAAAUCUUGACAUUCCUUGGGUCAUUCUUGGACAUUCUGAACGAAGGGCUUUGUUGAGCGAAUCAAAUGAGUUUGUUGGAGACAAGGUUGCAUACGCAGUCUCUAAAGGUUUAAAGGUCAUUGCUUGUGUUGGUGAGACACUUGAGCAGCGUGAGUCAGGAGCCACCACGGAGGUUGUUUCUGCACAAACGAAAGCUAUUGCAGAACGGAUUUCUGACUGGACCAAUGUAGUCGUGGCAUAUGAGCCAGUUUGGGCAAUCGGAACUGGAAAGGUUGCUACUCCAGCUCAGGCUCAGGAGGUCCACUCUGAAUUACGAAAGUGGCUUCAGAAAAACGUAAGCGCCGAAGUUGCAGAAUCAACUAGGAUCAUUUAUGGAGGUUCUGUAAAUGGAGCUAAUUCCAAGGAACUUGCAGCACAGCCUGAUGUUGAUGGGUUUCUCGUCGGAGGGGCUUCUUUGAAGCCUGAGUUUGUGGACAUCAUCAAUGCCGCUACUGUCUAGUCCUCUGCUUGAGAAAUUGUUGCCUCUUUUUCCAGUUGAAGUCUCAUGAUAUUAAUAUUUUGGAUUCGGAGCUUUUCUUGUGACUGGGAUAAGCUAACGAUAUGAAUAAGCCUUGAUGUAAUACUUCUUAUUAAGGCCCGAGCAUGUUGGGGUACAUCACAUGCAAUUUUUGGUAUAAUAUCAGAAUUCAAAUCAAA